AUGUGUUGUUGGUCCAAGUCAGCGACAGUGUCCUCUACAAGCCGCACAACAGCUCACUCGUAUAUUAUUUUAGAUAUGUACGGGUCGCAUCCUCAGUCUAGUUCUUCUGGCCAACAAAAUUCGGGUCCUCCAGUACCAGAAUGGCGGGUUCCAUCGACUGCGCAACAGCGGCCCUCACGGAAGCCUACACCUGGGCCUACUCCGCCGCCUCCUCCUCCACCACCUCCUCAUCCUCCACUAUCGGCAUCUUCUUAUAAUCCGAGCACAUAUGGCUCUAUAUCUGGUCCCGCGCCUGGCUCUGGCGCAAGUGCCUCGCCAGCCCCUGGCUCAGCCGGCAUGGAUACUAGCGCUUGGGGUGUAAAGUACAACAGGCAGCAAUAUCCUAUCUACGCGCCUCCGCCGCUUCCUCCUCGGCCCCCGAGUACUCCUGCCCAUUCUUCUAGUGCACAGUCUCCGAUAGUGAGCCCGUUGGACAAUAAGCCUUUACAAGUCAAUCCAACAUAUGGGCCUCCAACUUCAGCUGCAGAAUAUCAACCACAAUGGACGACGAAUGCUCCGCAUGUAUCUCAGGCCCCUGUGGUUAGCCCUCUAUCUCCACCUCCGCCACCUCCAGUACCUCCUGGGUACCAAAGCUCAAUACCACAGCAAGGUAGUCAACCAUCGCAGCAGUUGUCGCCUCCGCCGUAUUCGGUCCUUCCUUCUGGAGAGUCUCAUAGUUCGCAAAACAGUAGCGCCCAACAGCAUGCCUCUCUCUCUUCUUCUAACGCCUCAUCACCACAACCAACAUUAUCGGGGCAAGUCCCACUGACCGCUGCAAAUCCCGUACCAUGUGGAGCUGGCCUACCUGUGACCGCUCCCCCAGUCCCUCCUAAGACCAGCCACAAUGCUCUUCCCACAAACACCGCUGUAUUGGGCUCUGGUGGUCCUUCUGACUGGGAGCAUUUGACACCUACUCCAGGAGACGUUGAUGAUGUGGAGGCUUUUGGGGUUAAACAUGGCAACGGCACUCAUUCAAGUGCUACAUCGGAGCCAACACCACGAUACCCUGCACCAAUUCCCACUGCAACUUCAGGCAGUCAGACUGUGAUAUCUACGCCGCCUGCGGAUGUGUCCCCUAUAAGUCAGCCUGUUCAUACCCAAGAUACCACGGCAGCGCAGCCUUUCUUAAGCAGUUCCAGCGCAACACAGGGCAUUCAAGAUCCGCCUCGCCCAAUCAGAACGGAUACUUCUGGGUCGACGUACAGUACUGCCUCUACCACUGGGACGUCUGAGAGCAUUGAUGGUGUCAUUGAAGCCUGGAAUCGGCCCGUUACUACGGACCUUCAACCCUCAAUCACCCAAGCUGGUCAAAGUAUCAGUUCUCGAACGGAUAGCCCAACACCAAUGCAGAAGCUCAGCCCGCUUGAGAUCCCCAAAGUAAAACAGGAUUCCAGUGUACCGCGUAAAGAAGUUCAGUCGGGCCCAAAUACUCCCCCCUCAAGCAACACCCCUAACGAAACCAGUGCCAAGGUGGACGCAUUAUCUCCACAACUCAAGCCGUUAGAUCCCUAUGAAGACUUAGAUCCUUGGUCCAAGUCUUCAUUGGAACGCUACGUGGCUAUGUUACGAAAGGAGGCAGUUGCUGAUUCUGAUAUGGAGCGCUUCAAGAUAUUUACAGCUUUCAUGUCCAAGGAAACUAAACUACGUGAGAUCUUGUACAACAUUGAGCAUGAACCCAAAAAUGAAGAAGCUCCCAGUCAAAAGCCGACACCAGCUUCGGAGGAGUCAAGCCAGAAGUCUGGUAAGGCUUCCCCUCCAGUCGAGUCAGGCUUAAUACCGGUUGAAUCAGAGGAGGGCAACGAGUCAGCCGACGCUUCGGAAGACCUUGAAGACGGAAAGUAUAGCCCAGGAGGCCGUCCUAUCAUUCCCAGGGUUGAAACGCCUAGUACUCUUGGUCUUCAAAGACCUGCUUCUCAACCGCCAGGGAAAGGACAUAGCUUAGGGCAUCAAAAUCAGUCCCAACCCUUGAGGGCUACGUCGGUACCACCUUCUAUGCUUGAUAAGCAGGAGUUGUCUCCUUUAACAACUAACCCCCCACAACCUAUAUACACACCAUUUCGAUACACCGAAGGCCCUCAACGGGGCUCCGAUCACCUUGUAAUUGAUCGCCCUGCAUACCAGGCCUACUCGGCCUUACGACAAGCCUCAGCGGAAAGUGGGCGGGUGAUGUCGAACGCCCCGCACUCAGGAUUUCAAGAAGAUUCCCACUCUACGGCCCCUCUUGCAGGAAAUGACGACGAAACUUUCAUUGGACUAAUCAGGGAGAAAAGCGUUGCUUACCGCAAGGCAUCCCGUAGGAAGUCGUCUCCUCCCCCUCCUUUACCAAUGUCACUCAGGAAAGGAAGGCCUAGUGGCCCAGUUGAUGAUCUGCGCUCCAUGGUAUCGUCACCCCUGGCUAAGCAAUCAGAAAGCUCAUGGCACAUUACAACACGAAAGAACUUAGAGAAGUAUUCAACAGACUUUGAUUAUAUAAAGGAGGCGGUUAAAUCCUGGGAGACUGCGAACAAAUCUCGCAGAGAAAAAGUAGACAAGCAGCGCAUGCAUCGUCAAGAGGAGUCCGAGAAACGCAUUGAUGCGUUGUUUAACGGAAGAGAGAUAGGAUAUGCAGACAUUAAUGUCCUUGAGGAAGAAUUCCGCCAAACGGAAGCCCGUGCUCAACUAGACGAAGAAAGACAAGAACUGGACGACUACAUUGCAAAGGUGUUCAAUCCGCUGGAUGAACGCUUGCAGAAAGAGAUUUCUGCACUCCAAACACAGUAUGACUCGGCGCUUGGCCAGCUUGAUCAUGAGAACAACAAGAUCAAGAACUCAGUGACAGACAAAUACAAUUUGUCUCACACGAUGAAAACAGUGAAUGGGAUCUACCAAAAGCUUGAGGCUCGCUACCAGAAACGUCUAGAAAUAGCUCUGGACCGUGAACAUCGACGAAAGAAAACCGAAAGACGGCCUCUAGUUUUCAUGGGAGAUUCAGUAGCCCUCAAGCAACUGGAUCGGGAGUUUGAUGAGAUGGAGAAGCGAAAUAUUUUAGAAGCGGCGAAAGACCGGGAUGAGAGGGCGAACAGGUUAAUGGAUUCAUUCGACGAUGCGAUCAUGCACGGGCUGGGAGAGAACCAGAGUCUUCUCGACGAUGUUUCUGCGAAAUUGUCGAAGAUCGAUGCCGCAACCAUUCGUUCAUCUAACUUACCCGACUCUGAGAUCGAACAUAUCUUGAGAUCUGUGUAUAACCUAGUAGACUCUCUACGUCAGGAUUCCGAAUCAAUCCUGCACAAUUUCGGCAUCGCAGAUUCAGCUCUCAACGAUGCCGAUUACGGCGUUUCUGUUGCCGAAGCACGUUAUUCUAACGCAGAUGACGAUGUAUUCGGACGACUCGAGGACGACAAAAAGAAAGAGGAUGCCAAAAUCCAGGCAGAUCUUAAAUCCAAAUUGGACAGUGUCCGCGCUGCACCCGCCGAUAUUACCGCCACCAUCAACAACCUCCUCAAAUCCUUAGGCAAAGCUCCCAUCACCAAGCCGAACCGCCCAUCAGAAUCUGCCCCUGUAGGCCACCCUAUUGACGUUCUUUUCCCUGGUCCUCGCCCUACGGCUAGCGCUGGUCCCAAAAAAACCGAUGAGGAUCAGGAACAUCAGGAGCGGCUUCGCAAGGCUCUCGAGAAUGCAAAGAAGAGAAAUGCCGCAAGGAAUACUCCACAACCGCCGAAUUAG
Aspergillus oryzae RIB40 is the source of this 3741-nucleotide messenger RNA. RefSeq lists its product as uncharacterized. The record is from RefSeq and is a predicted model, not a curated record. The coding region runs from base 1 to 3741 and encodes 1246 amino acids. NCBI's taxonomy places the organism in Eukaryota, Fungi, Ascomycota, Eurotiomycetes, Eurotiales, Aspergillaceae. The transcript is spliced from 3 exons.